Molecule: messenger RNA, 474 nt
Organism: Zingiber officinale
Lineage: Eukaryota; Viridiplantae; Streptophyta; Magnoliopsida; Zingiberales; Zingiberaceae
Product: transcription factor MYB20-like
Exons: 5
Coding region: 1-474 (157 amino acids)
Source: RefSeq, a predicted model, not a curated record
AUGGUCACGGUGCUGGCCACGGCUGCAACUGGCAAUGUAGCUAUGGCUAGUCGUGUCUGGCCGACAGCGUCGGGUGGUAGCCUUGACGGGGCGGCGGCGACCGAUGGAUUGCAAGAAGCGACGCCUCUUAUUCAGGCUAAGUUCCCACACAUAUUGCCAAAUUUGAUCCUGUCUGAAAUCGAGGAAGAUGAUAUGCUGGUUAUCAUCCAUUGUUGGCGCCUGGUGCCGAAGCUUGCAGGUCUGAUGAGAUGUGGGAAGAGUUGCAGAUUGAGAUGGACUAAUUACCUUCGUCCUCACCUCAAACGAGGAGCCAUUUCUCAAGAAGAAGAGGACCAAAUCAUCCAACUUCAUUCGCGCUUCGGUAACCGGUGGUCCAAGAUAGCAUCGCAUUUCCCUGGCCGCACUGACAAUGAAAUCAAGAACCACUGGAACAUCCGGAUCAAGAGAGAUUUAAACUCCAGGACUCGAAUCUAG